Messenger RNA from Penicillium canariense, 1860 nucleotides. RefSeq lists its product as uncharacterized. The transcript has 3 exons. Gene Ontology annotation, cellular component: cytoplasm. Gene Ontology annotation, biological process: signal transduction; regulation of GTPase activity. The record is from RefSeq and is a predicted model, not a curated record. NCBI's taxonomy places the organism in Eukaryota, Fungi, Ascomycota, Eurotiomycetes, Eurotiales, Aspergillaceae. Bases 1 to 1860 code for a protein of 619 amino acids.
AUGCCGUCCCGCAAAUCUAACGUGCCCAAUCUCGACCUCAAAUCGCUCAAAGUGGACUCCAGCGAUGGCAAGAUCUCAUCCCCUCUCUCCCCAGGUGGCCAGAGUUCCGAUGGACCUAGCCCCUUGACGCCGCGCUCGCCCAAGUCCACCUCGAGCUCUCCAUUCCUCAAGGGCGCGACUAUUCGUCCCGUCACCCAGGACUCCAGCAGCAAGGCCAAUAGCCCCACGAUUCCACCAAAGUCUCCUGGCCUUUCGACCGUCGAACCCACUGCGGAGCCCUCCACACCCGGUCUGACGGCUAUCCCUCAAUAUUUCCCCUCCUCCAAGGACUCAGGGAAGACCUCGCACGCGCGCGAUGCGUCCAAGUCAUUUUUUGGCACUCUGAAGGCACCCAAGCCGUCCCAUCGAACACAACGAUCAGACAGCUCGGGGAACUCGACCGAACCGCCCAAAAGCCGAGGCAGCUCGAGAGAUCGGAAGAUGGCACCCAAGUUUCAUGAGUCGACUCCAGACUUGCCUGGCGCCCUCGCUAGGGCAGGCGAGAGCGAAAAGAACGGAGAUACUGCUGGUGACAGGACGCAACAAACUGGACCCAGAAAAACCAACACCGAAUUGGAUUACGCCCCUUUGAAGAAGAGCAAGCCAAGAUUUGCAAAUCUUUUGACCCGAUCGCGAUCCAUUCGGGUGGAUGAGUCGUCAGGGAACCGAGCAGCGGGUCGACGGCCGUCUACCGGUCUGGCGAAGCUGGAAGAGUUCAACGCAGCAGAGGUGCCGAGCGCACCGCGCUCUGCUACCACUCGCCCUGAACGUCCCGAACGUCCCGAACGCCCUGUCUCCGGCGCAUCGGCUGCAAUCUUCAAUAAUCUUAAGCAGUCCUCGAGCGGCGCGGCAGACCGUCUUGGCAAGGCAGGAAAGGGCUUCUUCGGCAAGAUCACUAGGAGUGGCAGCACGAAUGAGCGAGAGCUGAUCAACGAUGAUAACUAUGUGUGCUCAGUGAUCAACCUCCCGCUCAUCGAGCAGGCUAGGAAGACCCGCAUUGCGAAGAAGCUGGAUGCUUGUAGAGACAAGACCGAGUUUUGGAUGCCCGCUCUUCCGUACCGUUGCAUUGACUACCUCAACUUUAAGGGCUGUGAGGAGGAAGGUCUCUACCGAGUACCAGGUAGCGGCCGCGAGGUCAAACAUUGGCAGAGGCGGUUCGACUCACAACUAGACGUCAGUCUCUUCGAUGUACCGGAUCUUUACGACAUCAACACAAUUGGGUCUUUGUUCAAGGCUUGGCUUCGUGAGUUGCCGGAUGAACUCUUCCCAAAGGCGACACAAGAUAUGAUCGCCGAGAAAUGCGAGGGCGCCACCACUGCCCCGCAGCUGCUCAAGGAUGAGCUGUCCAAGCUUCCGCCGUACAAUUACUACCUGCUCUUUGCCAUCACCUGCCACCUCAACCUUCUUCACUCGUACGUGGACCAGAACAAGAUGGAUUACCGCAAUCUUUGUAUCUGCUUCCAGCCUUGCAUGAAAAUCGAUGCGUUCUGCUUCCAGUUCUUGGUUUGCGACUGGAAAAACUGCUGGCAGGGUUGCUGGACCGAGAAGGAGUAUGUCCAGAAGGAGAAGGAGAUGGAUGAGCUGGAGAAGAAGCUUGCCGAAGAGAAGGAAUCCAGGCCUACGGCUGAAGUAUACAAGCCUUCCUCCAGCCACGAACGGGCUGUCUCAUCCAGCUCCAGCUCUCGAUCUGAGGAAGAAAAGCCUCGCCCAGAGACAUCUCGUGGCCGGAAGGCUAAGCCGAAGAACAUCGAGACCGCACACAAUCGAAGCAUAUCACAGCUUCCGGAACUUGGUCCCCCUUUAUCGCCUAUCAAGAUCUAG